Molecule: messenger RNA, 10257 nt
Organism: Symbiodinium natans
Lineage: Eukaryota; Dinophyceae; Suessiales; Symbiodiniaceae
Source: the annotation of a GenBank genome assembly
AUGCGGUCCGUCAUCAUGCUGUCGCUUUUGUCCGGCUGUGCUUGCACCUUCCUUGCUGCGCCCCCGCUGCCUCCUUCCACCUCGCACCUCCCGCCGAGGGCCCCGCUCUCAGGCCAUGGCCUACGGGCUGGACGUGAGUUGCCGCUUUGUGCCCACAUCCUCCCUUUAUUGCCCAUUAACAGGCGUGGUCGGCUCACUGGUCCGGGGCGAGGCCGUCUGUGUUCAGGCAAGCAGCAAACCAGCGACAUUUAUGCCGACCUGCUGCUUGCCCUUUUUCAGAGCUGCGUGGAGCCAAAUGCUGGCAUGGGCGAUUGCUUCUUUCUCGCCCUUGAGGCCAGCACGAAGUCUUCGCCUGAAGACGUCCGAGACAUGGUGUGUACAUGGCUACGCACGAGUGGCCUGAGGCAUCCUUCUUCUCGAAACGCUUCGUCGCUGCUGGCAGGCGGUGUAGUUGACGAGUGGGAUGUCGAUGCCGUGGUCCAGUCUCUGCCCCAUGCCUUCCCUCAUGGACUCUGCGUGCUGCAUGCCCCAGACAGGUGCUGUGUGUACUAUGAACCUCACAAGCUACCACGCCUGCUUCCUUGGACUUCUGACCAAUUGUUCGAUAUCCUGCAAUGGUGCACUGCGGCUUUGCUAUACACGGAAGAAGCAGGCCCUGACUCUGGCCCUGGUCACUUCGAAAAAGUAUGCCUUGACUGGCUGCCCAUGCGUGGUCGUCCUUGCAGCGUAUCUAUCGCCGGCAGUAGUGUCACUGGGGUCGUCCGACUGCGUGGCGGCAUGGACUCGCGUGACCGUCCUACGCAGCUGCAGCAACUUGCGGCCAUGGGCAUUCCAGUAGCGCUGGCUCGGACAGCCUUGCAACGUUUCCCAGACAAUUUGGACGCUGCAGCCGACUGGGCGACGUCCUCGGCAGCGCGACAUGUUCGACUUCGAACAGCGUGGCCUAGGGAGGCUCCCGCGUCCUCAUCUCCAGGUCUGCCGCCCAGAAGUCUCGAGCGCGAUGCGUUCGUGGUUGACGAGGACGCAGUCGAUACGGUCCCUCAUCAUAGCCUUGCCUUGCCUGCAACCAGGUCUGCGAGCUUGAGUUCCGAGUUGGACUCUGGUCCUGAGGAUCGUGCAGGUUUGCCCGACGCCGGAGCUAUCCCACUGGCCCAAAUUCCCCCUCCCAUGUCUCAGCCAGACUUCACCAAUGAUGCCAGCGCGGAAGUGUACCACUACUUCAAGAUGGUGGCCGCUGCGCCCCUUGAGGUCUCUUGCAGUAUGGAGUUCUGGUCGCGCAUUCCCUUGUACUCACAGUACAUCUGUGCACGAUCCUUGAAGGAUGUUGUCUCGGAGACACUGGAAUCUGUGGAAGCUUCGCGUUGUCUAGACCUGAGUGUAGAAGCUGCAGGUGAGUUGGAUCGCCAUCUAGGUUUGACUUCUCUUCUGCCUCUUGCUGUCAUGGCCGCGUACCUGCAUCAUGGAGCUGGAAUGCCAGACGUGUUUGUGUACGAUCUCUUUAUGGCCUGUUUGGCUUCGUGCCAAAAUCGGCAGGUGUCCAUUGCUCUCUAUGCGGACAAGAGCCACCGGUUCAAAACCAAGGCCAGAUGGUGGGCCUGCCCCACAGGUGACCCGAACGCAGGCAAAAGCCCCACCUGCAGCUUGGUCUUGGAGUGCUUCGAAAGGUGCGUCCACAACCAUCGUGACGUCUUCUACGACGACGACCAUUGGACUGGGGUUGGCAACAAUGGCCGCAUCCAGGAAAGGUUGAGGAAACUGAGCGGGGUGCUAUUGCUAAUUGGUCCAGAGGCGAAGCCGAUCCUCGACCCCAAGUUCCCAUCAGCCGGAACUACAGAUGUGGGCAAAUUCCUUGAUGUGACAAGAUGGCUGGAGUCAGCUAACGGGGGUAAGUUUGAAUGGGGAACUGGCGCCGAGGAGAAGCAGGUGCGAAGCCGCGCGCAGAAGGUAGAGCAUGCAAACUCGUCAAGGCCCGUUCCUGCAGCGGGAAGCAUGGCGCCGCCAGACCCCGUAGAGCCCACAAGUUUACGGGCGCAGUUCGACGAGCUCCUACAAUCGUUCGGUGAGCUGCCUGCAAGUACAGUGGACCAGGUCCGAGCCUUCAGGGAGCAGCUGCCCUCGCAGCCUCCUGGUACGCAGCUCCAGCCACUCGUGUUCAAUACCACAAAUGUGAAUUUGUGCUUGUACCAGCAGUAUAACUUGCUGAAAAAGUGGUGGGCUCCAACGGAGGCCAACCAUGAGUGUGGCUUCAGUGCCCGUAUCAUCAUGACCCCCACUCAGCGUGCAAUCGUAGACAAGAGCACGGACUUGCUGGAUUCGCGGCCUGCAGAAGCACUGAUGCAGCACUGUUGGUUCCGGGCUGCUCAGAGGUGGGGCCCACAAGUGCAACGCCGAGACUGGCUGUGGACAACAUCAACCGAAGCCCAGAGAGCGGUUCGCGAGCUGUACUACGGCUUGCACGAGAUUUCCCAGCGUGAAGGUUGGAGGUCUGCUACCAAGUCCUCUCUCGGCAAGAUGGAGUACCAUGUUCCUGCCAAUGCACUCCUUGUGGCUCUUUGCGAAAACGUUUUUUCGGAUAGCGAGGGCCAGUCUGUCUCUGAUCAUGCAUUGAAGUGCGGCAUGUACCAUUUCGCUCGACGUGUUGUGCUGAGCUGCGUCGUUGUUGACACAGAAGCCAGUCAAUGCCGGGGUUCCCGGGAUGUCGGUGGGUCAAAGGGUUCAGAACAAAAGUCGGAUGCAGUGCGCAUCUUGCUUGCAUGCACCAAAGACCCCAUUACCAUGACCGACAUCAGCCAGAAGGUAGCCUCGUUGCGUGGCCAAGAACAAUACCAGGCCAGGCUGUCGGCUUUGACGCGAUUGCAAACAUUGGGCUGCGGGCAGCUUCGGGAAACCCGACGACGCCCGGGGCAAAGUUGCAUGGAUGUAGCUUUUUACAGAAAUCCGCUGAGUCCACAAAUUGCUACCUUGUUGAGCGUUUUGGGCGUCCCCAGCACUGCGUGGCCAAGCUCAAGCCACGCGCCAGCGCUGCCGAGCUUGCCACCCAUGAGCGGAGCUGGCAGAGGCAUGAAGCGACCUGCCGCAAAAGCUGUCGCCGGCAGACCGGCGCCCAAAGCAAAGGCGAGUGCCAAAAGACCAGCGGGCCAGCUGUCGCGGACGACGGGUGCUACGACAAAGUGGUACCGUAACAUGACAGACAGCCACGUCAAGGAGCUCACUUGCUCCCGUGCCCGCUGCCCCACCGCAGGAAACAUCACAGCUGUUCUGCAGGCUGCUGUGGAGGGUCAUCAAGGCACCCCGGACACCCCACUCCCUGCCAAAAUUGCAGCUUACCCUAUGUUUCGUGAAGGGAGCUUUAAGCUGCGAUGCCAAGACUGUAAGCCCAAGACAUGUGCCUGGACGGGCUUUGCUGUCUACAUAGAAGCUAGCCGGGAAGUCGAGGUGUGGGUUUCAGCAUCUUCAGAGCACGGAGAGCCCAGAGAAGCGCAAAGCAAGCGUGGCCGCAAGCGCAAGCACGAGGUGCGCUUCAGCGAGUUCCUUGGUGGUUGGAAACAUGGCGGAGCAGCGUGGUCAGGCAAGAACUUGCAGCAGCAAGUCAAACAGUUCUUCUUGACCAAGCCUCCGCGGGAGGCCAUGCGGGUCCAAACCCGAUUGUGUAGACUCAAGAACAAGAUGUAUCUUCGCUGUACUUUCCAAUGCAAUAGCCAUGAGACGACCAGUGGCGUGCAGUGUCCAUGGCAGGGCGAAGCAGAGUACGACAUUGAGGGCCGCAAAAUUAGGAUCACGGGGGAUCACCCUGAGAAGCAUGCGGCCAAUGUACGCAAAACGGCAAGCGGCAUCAGCACAGCUCAAUUGCGGCUUCUGCAGUCGCAGCCGGGAGGUUUAUGUGGCGGUGAUGCCUAUGACAUCUUGUGCAACCCAAGGGCGGCAGGUCCUGGAAGCCCGCUGCCUAGUCCGCCCAAGAAAUCAUUUCUGGUGGGUUGGGCCAAGCGCCGCAACGCAAAGCUGAAGACGAAGAAGAAGCCACGAGCUGAGCUGUGGGAGGAGAAAGAUUUCCACGCUUUCGUAGCCCGUCUCAAGGCUGCGACUGACAGGCCCGACUUUGAUAACCGGACUUUUGACGGUCUCUUGCCCGUGGACUUUGUUAUCGAUGGGGUGAACACCUGCAUUCCCUUGCUGUGCCCAACGCUCAUCAAAGAGACGUUUGCUAGGCUGAGCAACCCAGAGUACGUAAAACUCUGCCUUGACGGCACGUAUCGACUCCUGUUCGGGAACUAUGCGGUGCUUACCGUGGGCGUGCUUUCCAAACAUUGGUCUCAAUGGAGCAAGGAAAGUCCCCACAAACCGUGUGCGUCGACGUUCAAUGAGGUCGGGUUUGCCAUAGCCCACAAGGAGAGCGAACAGUCGUACUCCAGUGUUGUGUCUGCCAUUUACAAAGUCGCCGAGGAAGUUGGUGCGCCAGCCACUCUUGAUGCCGUUCGUCAAUGGCAUGCAGAUAUGCACCUCGGCAUUCGGAAAGCACGGGAGAGAAUGGCCGCCGGAGCUGUCGCUGUCGACGACUGGGCGCACGUGGUUGGUACGACCGCUCCCCAUGGCAUGGGCGGCAUCCGAAAGCUGCUUGCUGAGCGCCUACAAGGUGUCGACGUCGCGGAAAAAAGUCGUCGCUUGAAGUUCAUCAUGUCCUGGGUCUAUGCUAGCCGAACAUUGCCCGCGCGGUUGUUCCAUGUGGUGUGGCAGUCAUUAUUGAAGGUCAUGCACAAUGAGUGGGGGUGCCAUGAGGCAGCAGCGGCGACAGCCGACCACUAUCUAUGUGAGGAGGGGGAUGAACGUGGGCGUUUCUUCACAGCGCGCUGGCGGGCGUGCUAUGAUCGGCUGCAACCUGGCAGCGCAUGCGGCAGCGCGCCGCAGGAAAGCUGGCACAAGCACGUUCUGAAGCGUGUCACGGAUGGCCACAGCAUCCGUACGCCGGAUGCACUGGCAGAGGAUCUGCAGACGAUCGUACGCUCCAGACUGCAAUUCUUGCGGACGGAGAACCCGGUCUUGCAUGACUGGCCCGGCUCGGACGCAAGUGUAGACCUGACGUGUCUGUCCGACGAUGCAGCUCUAGGGGUGAAGGGGCGCACGUGUGCACAGACGCUGCUAGCGCAGUCUCCUUGGCAAACUUGGCUAGACUCAGAAGGAACUUCGUGGUUCUUCUUUCCGCGAUCUUUGCUGAAGAAAGACGACGCAGCCAGCGCUCCCAAAGUGCCCAAGUAUGUCCACCGUGCUGUCGAGCCUUUGCCCCCGGACACUGUUCGUCUUAUGGCUGAAGCUUUCAGCGCCAGAGAUGAGGCUCAUUUGCGGUCAGCUCUUCAGUCGCUAGGCGUCACAAAAACAGAACGUGGAGCGGCUGAGAUCUGCGAUUGGCCUCGCGCAAAAGAAAUCUUCGGGCGCUGGACACUGGUUGCAGUCGGGCCCCAUGCCGAACGGUACUGGAAGAGCGUGCCAGGUGAGAGGGCCACGAACGCAGGCAACAUCCACAGCAGGGGUCUGUGUUCGUGUCACGAAGCUGCUCUCCACGGGCCCUGCGAGCAUUUGUAUGCAGCAUUACUGCACUUGCAGCAACCGCAGCUCAGCAGCAAGGUCUGCAUGGCACCGCGCAAGAAAGCAGGCCGACCGCCAGGCGCCGCCCUUCUGCGUAGUGACAAGCCACAGGGUCGCACGCUCCCCGGCCCUUGCGUUGUGGCGCCUGCUGCGACAGCUUCGCCUAGCCACAGCGCCAUACCGGAGGACGUGCUGAGCGUCCUGUCUGUUGUCUGCCCCGAGGCCGUGCUGCCGGUCCGGGCAGGACGCCUGCAGGCCCUUGGCAUCCUGAGCCUAGAGGACCUGAAGCUGCUGAGCGAGCGCCACCUGCGCCAAGAUGCCGGGUUUUCCUUGCCCGAGGCUCUCAAAUUGCUACAGCUGCUCCAUCCGAAUCAGCCUUCGUCGACAACGGCAAAAGCCAAAACGUCUGCAGUCGGUGCCCUGCGUCCUGUGGCGGCGAAGGCCGCUGCAAAAAGGUCCGUCCCAACCACUCCAUCCCUGACCUCGCAGGUCAUGACCAACGUCAUGGCCGGCACAGACCCAGCUGCCUGGUCACUGACCCACCGCCAAGCCCCCGCAGCUCAAGAGGUUGUGCGUCAGGCACCAGUCCGGACAGCAGAGGACCAGGCCUUACUCGCAUCCCUGUCGCACGACAUUCUCUGGGAGAUGGCCUGGGACAGCCGGGGAGCUGCAUCUUCCGCGAGACCGAAGGGUCCGGGAAACUUCCCCACACUGCGGUCAUUAGCAAACCAUUUUGGUGUGAAAGCAGAUGCCCGAGUGACGACCAUCGCAGCCCUGUUGGAUCUGGCUCGUCAACACUCGCCCCUUGGGCAGCAAGUCGGCCGAAGCAAGCUACCGCAAGCCCAUGUUCCUGCCAGCCCUGCACGGUCUGACCUGACCGAGCACGUUGGUCGAUUUGGCUUUGUUAGAGAAUCUGAGAAUCCCAGGUUCCUCUUGAACCAGCCUCGAACGUUAAUUAGCUUUUCAGUCCUGUCGCGGCCAACGAUGGCCGCCCUGACGCUCCAAGAGGACGACGGGCCGAACCAGGCUUUUCGGGCGGCCGUGGCCAAUCCUGAGCAGAUCAAUGUCAUCGACUGGAAGCCCUACGGGCCUAGCUACGGUGCCCUUGCGAGCUUCCUGUCCACUGGCAUCAUGCAGGAUGGUUCCCUACUGGGUGUGUUCUGCACCCAGAUGCCGCCUGAGUCGAAGCCCAUCGAAGUCUCGGAGAUGGAGCCGGUUCUGGCAACGGUCGCAGACACGGUCGCGACUGCUGUCAGCUACUACAAAACAGGUGUCGGCACUUGCAAUCCGAUUCUCAGCCCGACAUCGUGGGAGAUCGCGCUGGAGCAGCUCAGCCGUCUGGAGUACAAGUUUCAGAAGGUCGAGACCGAGUACGCGCUGCUGUCAAACGGCUACUCGCAGAGCUGGCUGAACAUCUCGGUGCAGGGUUUGGAGGAGCAGAAGCAGUUCACCGAGACCGAGUCGUCAAAACUCGAGCUGGUUGCUGCGAUGUGGGCCUUCAAGCAAGCAUGGGACAAGUACCGGGACACCAAUGCCGAGAGGCUCCUGAGUCUGCAGAUUGCUUACAUCCUCCUCAACCCCUUCCCACUGGGGCAAAAGGACCAGCUCGAUGCUGCGGAGGGAUCCGAGGAAUACCACCAGGUACAUCGGCAGUACCACCCGGUAUACCGCGCCAUUCUCUACGAGCGCAACUUCUACGACAUCUUCUUCUUGGACCUUGGUGGGAACUGCAUCUACUCCGUCUACAAGGAGCUGGACUAUGCCACCAACUUCCGUGCGGAUGGCCCGGGCGAGUGGAAGGACUCCGGACUUGGUGAGGCGUUCCGCGCGGCCGUGAGGAACCCGGACGGCAUCAACGUGAUCGACUGGAAGCCCUAUGGUCCGAGCUAUGGCGCGCUGGCCAGCUUCCUCUCCACUGGCAUCCGGCGGUUCGGCGAGCUCAUCGGGGUCUUUUGCACACAGCUGCCCCCGGAGUUCACCCCGCGUAACUCCACUGCAAAGCUCCACGACACGCUGAUGGAGAUGAACGACCUCUUCAUCAAGUUCAAGUACGGCGCCCCGUCAGAGCAGAUUCAGCCGCCCAGCACGCAGCAGAUAUCCUGGAAGCUCUUCAACGCCAGCGACCGAUGGAACUUGUUGAGCCCGCAACUGGCUGCUGACAACCCCAAUCAGCAGACUUUGGCCAUCUUCCUGGAUAGCUCCGCUGGCUUCAUGGAGGAGUCGAAGGAGCUCAAUGAGGCCGUGCUUGACAUCUCGUAUAGGCAGCAGCCAUCCAUCUAUGGUGCGAAAAUCCAGCUUGCCAGUCAGCAGCUGAGCUUGCUGCAGCACAUGCAGCGGGAUUGUGUCCUCAUCGCACUCGGGGGCUAUGACGCCCUCCGCGGCAAAAUGGCCGACCUCAUGGUGGCCUUCGAAUCUAACUUCGGCAUCCUGGAAGACGGGAACGUGCACGCACGGCGCUUGUUAGACAGGGGCCGGAGCCUCGCCGUGACCAGCAUUCCAGCGACUGACAGCUUUGAAGGCGACGCUGCGUUGCGAGCCGCGCGGGAAAGCUGGACCUCUGCGAAGCCGGUGGUGCAAGCCUUCAUCAACUCUGCCAGUUCCACUGCGGCGGAUCUGAAGACGGUCGUCGAGACGAUGGAUGGGGUCCUGGAAAGCACCAUGGCCGCCGCCAACUACUUCUCGACGACGACCCGCACCACCACGAUGCUCACCCUCGAGAUCCUGGCACCCAUGCCCCUAACAGGGGCGUGGGCCGGUGGCCAGACGUUUCGGCUGGCGGCAAGGCUCGCCGAGGGCAUCAUCAACGAGGACCAGGUGAUCCUGCCGGGCUAUCGGCUCAGCCACGCGAUCUUCGAUGAUUCUUGCGACCCCAGCGUCGGCUCCGACGUGGUGGUGUCGGCUGUUUCGGCGAAGGACACGUACGUGGCUAUUGCGGGCAUGGGCUGUGAUACCGUGUGCCGCCAAGUCUCCUCCUUGGCCGUCUCCAUGAAGCUACCCUUCUUGAGCUACGAGUGCGCGAGCGCGGACUUCACAGACACGGGGGCAUACCCGGCCCUCGCGCGGAUGGGCACGGUGACGACACCUGUGCUCAAGGUUGUCGAGGAGCUCAAGAAGCAGUAUGCCUGGAGCAAUGUCUUUGUCGUCUCUGGUGACCCAGCGAAGUACGAGCUGGAAGCCGAAGGUGUUUUGACGGAGCUGCGCGCCAUGGGUCUGAGUGGCCAAUACUUGAGUGCUGAUGAAGCCGAUUUCAAUGAGAUUAAGACGGUCAUGGGCACCAUCAAGGCGCAGACGAAGGGGCAGGAUCGUGUCAUCUUCUUCUUGGGCGAGGAGACCUACUACCGAAAGCUGAUCUGCGCGUCUAUCUUGCAACAGCUUGCGACAGGGAUCGUGUGGCUGUCGAAGGGAACUUGGCGACACGAAUGGUGGAAGAAGUCCGACCUCUUAACCUCGGCCCACAGGCAGUGGCUUCGAGAAGAUGUUUCCGGAAAGCAGCUCAGAGAUGCCUUCCAGGCCUUCAAAAGCGCCUGGGACGCGUUCUCCUCCAACGUGGAGACAACUCGUCAGCAGCUCAUCAACUUGUAUGUGACCGACCUAAAGGACACCCUCGACUUCGCCGAGGGUCCGGCAAGGUACCAUGCAGUGCACCAGGAUUGGCAUCCAGCCUACCGCACCACCUUGUACGACCGAGGUUACUACGACAUCUUCAUGUUCGACCUCAACGGUGACCUCAUCUAUUCGGUCUUCAAGGAGACGGACUACGCAACCAACUUCAUGCUUGAUGGCAACGGCCCAUGGAAGGAUUCGGGACUGGGCGAGGCGUUCCGGCUCGCUCUGGCAGCGCCCGACAACAUCAGCUACGUCGACUGGAAGCCGUACGGUCCCAGUGCGGACGCCCCGGCGGCCUUCUUCGCGACGGGCCUGCGCGACGAGGACGGCGUCCUCAUCGGGAUCUACUCGAUUCAGCUCCCUCCCGAGUACGAGCGCUCGAUCGAUGAGAUUCACCCAGCGUGUUCCUUCGAGGCCCUCACACAGGCCUUCGAGGGCUCCAUCAAUGUUGGCGCGCUGGGCGAGCCGACAGCGGAGACUGCGGAGAAGCCGCUUCCGUGCUUCAAAGGCUACAGCCCUGUGAGCUUCAUGUCGCUGAUCCACCGGCACUUCGAGCUCGGAUACCCAGCCGGGGACCUUUCGACUCAGGUGCCGCAUCCUUACUAUGAGAUCGCGGCCCAAGCCGUGGAUGGGGCGUGCGCCAUAGCCUUUGCCAUCCAGAACUUGCUACAGCAAGGCUACACGGUCCAACAGGUACAGGAGCCCAGCCAAGAAGUCUAUGAGAGACUGAGCAACUUCAUGCGGACGGAGCUGGAUUUCCAGGGCGUCUCCGGGCGCGUGAAGUUCCAGGGCAACAACAAGGAUGGCCUGCUGGCGGUUCGACAGGUGCAGGGUGGGUCCUAUGUGCGGGUUGGAAUGGUCGACCCCAACAGAACCAUCACCUGGUCGGCGAACGCGACGACGGCCAUGUACUGGCAGGUGGAACCGGCUGAUACCGUCGAGCUUGCGUGGGUCCUGCCCCUCGCCGGGACCUUGGCGAUCUGCAUUCCGUGCCUUAUUGGCUGCUGGGCCGGCUACCGGCUUCGCGCCAGCUGGCGCCAGCAGCAGCAGCAGCAACUGCAGAACCAGAAGUGA